AGACAGACAGACAGACAGACAACAAAUUCCCCGCCUCGUUUCCGUUGCCCUAAUCGUCUUGAAAAGUCCUAAAGGCCUCACAAUUAAUUAUGGUUGAAUCCGAAAAGACCCAAAAGGAAUCGGCGAAUGCGCCUGCACGUGAGGAUAUCGCGAGAGCGCCGCACGACCCCGAUGUCGAGGAGGCGUAUACGGCUGAUAUCAAAGGCGCGAUCCAGAACACCAACCACGACGAUGCAGCCGACUUGUUUGCCAGCAGCGAGGAUGUGUUUCAGUAUACCAAAGCGGAAGCCUCCAAAGUGCGCUGGAAGCUCGACUUGAUUCUUCUCCCGAUGGUUCGUAUCUAGAUGGCCUUCACGUUCCUUGGUAUGUUGCUAUAAGCGGAUGAUAACAGGGUUGAAUGAUAGAUGUUCGUUAAUUACCUGCUUUCGUUCAUGGACAAAGUUUCGCUUUCAGAAGCAUCUAUCUUUAGCAUUCGGGAAGAUACGUGAGUAACACACAAACAAAUUGCACCAUGAAAUGACAACGAUAUUAGUUCAAAUUUUGAGGGUGCUGAUGGGGAGGGUGAUGGAGGGAGGAGGGUGGGGUGGAGGGAGA
Molecule: messenger RNA, 594 nt
Organism: Hypoxylon fragiforme
Lineage: Eukaryota; Fungi; Ascomycota; Sordariomycetes; Xylariales; Hypoxylaceae
Exons: 1
Coding region: 90-344 (84 amino acids)
Source: RefSeq, a predicted model, not a curated record